CUUCGGAGGGUAGCUUACAAUCCAUAUUUGCUGCCAUGGCGCCCUCUCUUUUUGCUUCAACCCGGCGCAUGGGUCUUGCAUUGAUUGCUGGCCUUGUUCUCUUCUCCGCGCUAGCGGUUGCCCAUGAUGCUAUCUCCGUUGGAGACAUGUCAGUGGGUCAGAUCGAGGAAGAGCUGCAGAACUGCCCCCUCGUCGAAUCCCUCAAUGAGCAUAAACGCGCCGCAAGCCCCCAAACCACUAGCUUGACCUCCAAGAUCUUCUCGGUCCUCUUCCCUGGCAGCCCCGCGGUGAAUGCUAUCCUGGCGACUAUCUACAUCUCCGGCCCUCCCAACUUCCUUCUGGCCCUAUGCCCCCCCAACAUCGACCCCUCCUCCCUGUCCGUCAUGGUCGCAUUCGCAGUCGGCGGCCUCCUGGGCGACACCAUCUUCCAUCUGCUCCCCGAGAUCUUCCUAGGUGAAGAUUCCCCAGACAGCGUCCGCUUCGUCAUGGUCGAGCCAAAUCGUAACCUGCUCCUGGGCGUUGGAAUCAUGGUGGGCUUCUUUACCUUUGUCGCGAUGGACAAAGCCCUCCGCAUAGCCACCGGAGGAGCCGGACACGAUCAUUCCCAUGGCCACUCCCACAGCGACGACGCUAAGCCCACGGCCACCACGACCAGCUCCUCCCCCCAACCCUCCAACGAGCUCAAGCAACGCAAACCAACCACUACCAAUGCUGCCCCAGAACCCGUAUCCACCGAGAAGGAGAUCAACCCCAGCGUCAAGCUAGGCGGCUACCUGAACCUCAUCGCCGACUUCACCCACAACAUCACCGACGGCCUUGCCAUGUCUUCCGCCUUCUACGCCUCUCCCACCGUCGGCGCAACCACCACUGUCGCCGUCUUCUUCCACGAAAUCCCCCACGAGGUGGGCGACUUCGCCCUUCUCAUCCAAUCCGGUUUCUCCAAGCGAAAGGCCAUGGGCGCUCAAUUCGUAACAGCCAUUGGAGCCUUCCUCGGUACUUUUAUCGGUAUCGCUGUGCAAGAGUUCGGUGGGGGCCACAGCAGUUCCGCUGUCGAUAGCGCCGCGUCCGGCCUUUUCGGUACCAGUCUCACCUGGGGCGACAUGCUUCUGCCAUUCACGGCGGGAACAUUCCUCUACGUCGGCACGGUCUCCGUUAUCCCUGAGCUACUGGAAACCGGCAAGGACAAGGGCGUGGAGAUUCAGAAGACAAUCGUGCAGUUCUUGGCUGUUAUGGUCGGGGCAGGAAUCAUGCUUGUUAUCUCCUGGGACUGAGUGACCCAACCACAAUACACACAACAAUGUAUCAUGAUGACAAAAAGGUGAAGUGAUAUUAACAGAUGAGUCCCAGCAAAAAGAAGACAACAUAUAGACAAAAUAUCUAGUACAUAAUGAUGAGCAGAAUACUCUACCAU
Aspergillus ibericus CBS 121593 is the source of this 1411-nucleotide messenger RNA. RefSeq names its product Zn(2+) transporter YKE4. Gene Ontology annotation, cellular component: membrane. The record is from RefSeq and is a predicted model, not a curated record. NCBI's taxonomy places the organism in Eukaryota, Fungi, Ascomycota, Eurotiomycetes, Eurotiales, Aspergillaceae. The transcript is spliced from 4 exons. Bases 36 to 1271 code for a protein of 411 amino acids. Gene Ontology annotation, molecular function: zinc ion transmembrane transporter activity. Gene Ontology annotation, biological process: zinc ion transmembrane transport; intracellular zinc ion homeostasis.